Paramisgurnus dabryanus is the source of this 888-nucleotide messenger RNA. The record is from RefSeq and is a predicted model, not a curated record. Lineage: Eukaryota; Metazoa; Chordata; Actinopteri; Cypriniformes; Cobitidae.
UCAUGCACGAGUGAUUUUCUCUCCGUAUCAGAAACGAAAGCUCGUCAACUGAAAAUUGAUACGAUUGGGAAAACAAUGUCAGAAAAUAGGAGAUUGUCAUUGUGCAUUUCUGGAAGUCUAUUUAUAGCCGUUAUUUCACUCGCGAUCGCAAACUCGUCAUCAGUCAGUAAUCAGAUGUCAAAUAAUAUUCAAACACGGAGCAAAGCACAGAGACACAGAUCUCAGACCAGCACAAGGAUACAGAUAGAUUUAAAAGGACCCAACAUUUGUGGCAGCAGGUGUUGCCUUUCAUGGGUAGUCAACCCCAAGACCAGACAAUGCACAAAACCAAGAUGUCAUCCUCGAUGCCAUAAUAAAGCAAUUUGUCGUCGAACAAACAUCUGUCAGUGUCGCCCGGGCUUUCACGGCCAUCGAUGUGAACAUUCUAGCAGUUCUUCAGCGCCAAGCUCCUGGUUUGAGGCCCAGCUUGCUCCCACCAUACCUUCAACAGCAGCCACAUCAGCGUUCACUGCAGUUUCUACCAUCACAACCACACCUGAGUCCACCACCACCCACCACAACAUCUCUAUGUUUGACUCAGACCGCGCUCCUAGAGAUGCCAAUCCAGAUGUCCGGAAGACGAACUCAUUACACUGGGAUCCACUUAAGUUUAAGGAGGCUCAGUCAGGUAUGUUGAAGAGGGCGCUUUAUAGUGGAACCGUUGGGGAGAAGAUCACAGGUCUUAUACUGAAAUAUAUUGAAUCAGAGCGAAGCAAACUGCAGUCAUUCUCUUCUACUGGAGCAACAACCCUGUCCAGCACAAAGACCUUUUACACUCAACGGGGUCAUUACACCCUUAUUUACACAGCAGGCAGCGAUAAGGUUUAUCUGCCUGUAGAUUCAGGCUAG